CCCCAGUUCCCCCAGUCAGGCUAGGGUAGACUUUUUUCGUGGAGCAUUAUAGUGGCUAGAGAGCGCAAUAUACUUAUCGCCGUCAGUCCAUAACCAGCCACAGUAGUGCGGUAGUCGCGGAUUGUUUUGUUGUUUUCGAUUUCAUAUUACUUCGCGGAGCACGCACGCACCAUUGCGAGAGGAUAUAAUAAAACCACCGAGCGUCGCGUUAAAAAGCGCGUCCCAUGUGUGCGGGUGUGUGUGAAAAAAGGAUAAAACAGUUUGUAGAAUAGAUCGUGUGCCGGGUUGACAGGGAAGAAAAUUUAUAGUUAAUAUAAAAUAUAAUCGUUUAAUCAUGCCCGUCAAGGUCUACAUAUCGGGUAUCAGCGGUAAUAAAGAAGUGAAAAAAAGACAGCAACGAGUUCUUAUGAUUCUCGAUAGUAAAAACGUCGAGUAUGAAGUCAUUGACAUUACCGAGCCUGGAAAAGAGGAUGAAAAAGAAUUCAUGCAGGGUAACAGCACCGCCAAAACAGGCAAAUAUCCGUUGCCACCACAAAUAUUCAACGACGAGGAUUACUGCGGAGAUUAUGAAGAUUUCGAUUUAUCAAACGAAAUUGAUGAGCUGGAAAAAUUUCUCAAGUUAGUGCCUGGUACGACGGAUGUUAGUAGGAAAAGUUCAAUGCAAAGCAAUAAUAUUCAUCAAAAUGGAAAUGCUUCGAGUCGAGAGGCAUCAAUGGACAAGGAUACAAAUGCUGUUCAUUCGGAGGGUGAUUUGGAUGAAAGGCCAUCAGCAACGACCGGGGAAAAGGACGAAGAUAAGGCAAGAGCGACGGAAUCGGAGACAGGAGGAACAAGAGAAACAGGUGACGAGUUGGAUUCUGAAGACAUAGACGAGAGUGCGGAAAGAAACGAGGAAAAAUCGGACGACCAGGAGCAAGAAGAGUAAAAAAAACGUCCGAAGGAAGAAAAACAUUUCCAACGAAAGGAUAGAAGAAGGAAAAAGGAAAAAAGGCGAAGCUUAAAUGCGGAAAUUUUGUCAAAUUUCUCUCGUAUAGUCCUUCCACGAGGUUAGAUUUUUUUCAGAGGCUUUUUCUUUUUGGGUUGUGCAACUCAGGCUGAACGAAAGAUACUGCCGAGAUUAUACUAUCGCAUCUUAAUGUCACAAGGGCGCAUGUAACACAUGAUUAUAAGACAGAGAACACACGUAUUGUUACGAGUAAGACCUCAUCUUAUUUUAUAAUGCUUGAAAAAAAAGAAAACAUCUAUAUCCUCAUCAAACGUUUAGAAAGUACGUUGAGUCGCGUUUUACUUCGAGUUAUUCAAAUAGAAAAGCCAUGUUCAUUUCUAUUUUCAUCGUUCACAUAAAUUUUUUAGUAUUCGUCUAAAAAAAGAUUCACAUCACUUUGUUUUCAACAAGAUACAACAUAGUUGUCAGAUUCGCACAUAGUAAUGUACGAAUUAGGUUUGUUGUAUUGUUUAAAAAAUGUGGCCAAAGCGUAGGGAAUGCUUGACCGAUGCCGAGGAGUCUGGCAGCGUGCUUUGAUCAUACGAAUAUAUAUUUUUUUGCUCAUCUUACGAUUUUAGCAAUGAUUUAUUACUGUAAUACGUGAUAAUAGUAUUGAUCGGGAGGGAUUAACAAAUUAUUCCCGCGUAUAAUGGCGACCCUCAAUUUUUCUAAUACGCUUAAGAAGAAACUACGUUGAAUACUUUUAAUCGCAAUCUUUACGACAGUUCCAAGCUCAAACUAUAGUUAAAAACCCAUUUAUUUACUCCUUUUCGUGAGAUGAAAACAGUUAUUGAAAUCAGCCUAAGGAUUAGACGGAGUUAGACUUUCUAUUUCAUAUUUUUACGAUCUCUGCGUUGAAGAACUUGCGAAUUACAAGAGCUGAUUAUAUUAUUUUACAUUUUUUUUUCACGCUAGCAGUUGCGCACUAAGUUGGAGUAUGAAUUGAGAUUGGAAAUUGGAUUGAACAAAAAAAAAUUGUGGGUGGGGAAAAAAAAAACACGAAAAGAAGAGACUAAAAACUAUUUCUACACAUGUUCAGGAUUUAUCGGUCGUAACGAAUAAUGGGAAUACAUGGCAAAUAAUUUUAAUUACAUCUAUAAUGUUAGCUUUUAGCCUUUUCUAGAUAUUUAUAUGUAUACACCACAUUACUAUUAUUGUUGUCAUGAGAUCCCGUUAUUUGUACAAAUGAGAAAGAAAAACGUAUGGGAAAACAACGUAAGCCUUAUGCAGGUACCGGAAAUGAGCACUGCUUGUUUGCUUUGCAAAAAAAACAAAAUAAAAAAAAACAUUUCUAUUCGUUCAUUAAAAUCGAAUCGAGAAAGCAUACUUGUCAUCAUAGUUGUAAUACUUUUGUGUCAAAAGAUUAUUAUUUGUACUGCAAAGUGAUCUGUGCACACUGUGCAAUCAAAUUUUUUUGGCAACAAAUUAUUCGAAAUCCAAAUUGGGCAUCAAAACAGUUACGAGGAGUGUUCAUUUCUGUUCUACGCAAAUAUCGAGCGAUCUUGUACGAAUAAGUAAAUCGCAUUAACGUAGCCAAUAAUAAUAAAAAAAAAAAAACCAAUGCCUGAAUGAAAUUUCCUCGACGCUUAUAUUCCAGAAUAAUAAACGAUAUACUGUUGACGAAAA
Messenger RNA from Venturia canescens, 2611 nucleotides. RefSeq names its product SH3 domain-binding glutamic acid-rich protein homolog. The coding region runs from base 335 to 925 and encodes 196 amino acids. The record is from RefSeq and is a predicted model, not a curated record. NCBI's taxonomy places the organism in Eukaryota, Metazoa, Arthropoda, Insecta, Hymenoptera, Ichneumonidae. The transcript has 5 exons. Gene Ontology annotation, cellular component: cytoplasm.